CCUAGACCGGGUGCUGCCGGGUCGGGUGCCUCCCUAGGCAAGCCAAGGGACUGCAAGCGAAGGAGACAAGUGGGGCGGCUCCACCCCUCCUCUCUCUGGCUGGGAAGGCGGCCAGAACUGUUCCCACGACUGGGUCGGGUCUGGUCUCAACGGCCUGGUCUGGGGGAGUCUCUCUAUACGACAUCCACUGCCCCGGAAUUCUGCCAAGCCGGGGGCGGGUUGGGAGAACGAGCCUAGGGAGCCUCCGCCCUUCCCUGCUGCUCAGCGUCACGCGUGACGUCCCGGUGAUGGAUGGGAGGAAAGCAGAGAGCUGUGAGGAAGGCGGGUCUGAGAGCUGCUAGAGACUGAAAACCCCGGAAAGCGUGAGUGCUUGCUGCCUUGGAAAUCAUCAGAGAGUAGGGAAGAUGGGUGACUUGCCCUUGGAUAUCAACAUCCAGAGACCUCGAUGGGACCAAAGCACAUUCCUAGGCAGAGCCCGGCAUUUCUUCACAGUAACUGACCCUCGCAAUCUGCUGCUGUCUGAUGACCAGCUGGAAGCUUCCCGAAACAUUGUGCAGAAUUACAGGGCUGGUGUGGCAACCCCAGGGCUCACUGAGGACCAGCUCUGGAGAGCCAAGUAUGUGUAUGACUCUGCAUUCCACCCGGACACAGGGGAAAAGGUGGUCUUGAUUGGCCGCAUGUCAGCCCAGGUGCCCAUGAACAUGACCAUUACCGGAUGCAUGCUCACCUUCUACAGGAAGACGCCAACUGUGGUGUUCUGGCAGUGGGUGAACCAGUCCUUCAACGCUAUUGUGAAUUAUUCCAAUCGCAGUGGGGAUGCUCCCAUCACUGUGCGGCAGCUGGGAACAGCCUAUGUGAGUGCCACCACUGGGGCUGUGGCCACUGCUCUGGGACUCAAAUCUCUCACCAAGCACCUGCCCCCACUAGUUGGCCGAUUUGUACCCUUUGCAGCUGUGGCCGCUGCCAACUGCAUCAACAUCCCCCUGAUGAGGCAGAGGGAGCUGCAGGUGGGCAUCCCAGUGACUGACGAGGCAGGUCAGAGGCUUGGCCACUCGGUGACUGCUGCCAAACAGGGAAUCUUCCAGGUGGUGAUAUCGAGAAUCGGCAUGGCGAUUCCUGCCAUGGCCAUCCCCCCGGUGAUCAUGAACACUCUGGAGAAGAAAGACUUCCUGAAGCGACGCCCCUGGCUAGGAGCGCCCCUGCAGGUGGGACUGGUAGGCUUCUGCCUGGUAUUCGCCACACCCCUGUGCUGUGCCCUGUUCCCCCAGAGAAGCUCCAUACAUGUGACCAGGCUGGAGCCGGAGCUGAGAGCUCAAAUCCAAGCACAAAACCCCAGCAUCGAGGUGGCUUACUACAACAAGGGACUUUGAGGGGAGUCAGCCCCCACCCCUUUCCUUACUCCUCAGGCUGCUUCUUGGGGG
Molecule: messenger RNA, 1421 nt
Organism: Cricetulus griseus (Chinese hamster)
Lineage: Eukaryota; Metazoa; Chordata; Mammalia; Rodentia; Cricetidae
Source: RefSeq, a predicted model, not a curated record